AUGCCAGUCAUCACCAAGUCUACCCGCGCGCCCGCAGCCAAGGCCGAGCGGCGUGGCAAACCCAAGGCAAAGCGCGAGGCUUCUCGCGUCAAGGUCGAGCACUCUUCUACGGCAAUCGCGACGGUCGCGGAGAGCUCCUCGUCCAAGAGAACCACGACAUCCACGGGCCCCUCGACGAAGCCUCCUAGAGUGAUCGCGCGCACAUUCAUCGACGAUGACAUCGUCUUGUUGCACUGCGAGUGCAAUUACAACUCGGAGACCAUAUAUCUGCAAUACCCCGACGGCACCCCGCUGCCCCGCCCCAAUGUCGUCGGCUUCGAGCUCAUCGACCGCCUGAUUCGGUCCCCUAUGGGCUGGACUGGGUUUGGCACGCCUUACCUGUACCAGGCGUCCGUCAUGAAGCGAGGCUCCUACGUGCUCAAGUACAAAGGUCGCGAGGUCUGGUCGUAUGGUCAGGAUGACUUGGCCGAGAUGGAAAAGGAAUACGAGGAAGCCAAAGAGACACCCGAGGAUCUCGAAAGAUGGGACAGGUUCAUGGCGUUCUAUACCGAGAAAUCGAAGAUCGUCAGAGAGGUGGAUGAGGACCGAAUCCUAGCUCGAUUUGGCGAAGACUCCAUUGCAUACGACGAUCCUGACGAAGAUUUCUAUCCCGAGGAAUUCUAUGUACGAAUUGAUACUGAGUUGACGCACGAGUGGAGGGAGUACAAGCAGCGCACCGGAAAGGCCAUGCAGUACGGCCCUAUACCGGUUGUCAAGUCUUGA
Molecule: messenger RNA, 762 nt
Organism: Schizophyllum commune H4-8
Lineage: Eukaryota; Fungi; Basidiomycota; Agaricomycetes; Agaricales; Schizophyllaceae
Exons: 5
Coding region: 1-762 (253 amino acids)
Source: RefSeq, a predicted model, not a curated record